Messenger RNA from Arxiozyma heterogenica, 786 nucleotides. It is a transcript of the gene ATO3, whose product is annotated as putative ammonium permease ATO3. Gene Ontology annotation, cellular component: plasma membrane. Gene Ontology annotation, molecular function: acetate transmembrane transporter activity. The record is from RefSeq and is a predicted model, not a curated record. Lineage: Eukaryota; Fungi; Ascomycota; Saccharomycetes; Saccharomycetales; Saccharomycetaceae. Bases 1 to 786 code for a protein of 261 amino acids. The transcript has a single exon.
AUGAGUUCAUCUUUGGAAAUAGAGAAAUCACAAGGUGUGGAUGUCUCUAUCAGAAGUGUUGGGGAGGUGUUCUAUAAUAAAGACUAUGUUACUUUAGGUGAUACUACAUAUAAACGUUCAGAUCUAAUAGCUGCGUUAAGACCGGAGAUAGAUGAUUCCGACGCCUAUCCAACUCGUGAAAGAUCUACUGUUAGAAAAUUAGCCAAUCCAGUCCCUCUUGGGCUAGCGUCCUUCUCCUUAUCAUGUCUAACGUUAUCCCUGGUCAAUGCAAAUGUUCGUGGUGUCACUAAUGUCAAAUUGUUAAUCAGUUGUUUCAUGUUUUUCGGUGGUGCUAUUGAAUUGUUUGCAGGUCUUUUAUGUUUCGUUACCGGUGAUACUUAUGCUAUGACGGUUUUCAGUUCCUUCGGUGGAUUCUGGAUCUCAUGGGGUUGUAUUAAUACAGAUCAGUUCCAUAGUAUAUCUGCAUAUGGUGAUGAUACAACUAUGUUAAAUAAUAUUAUCGGGUUUUUCCUUGCAGGCUGGACCGUAUUCACAUUUUUGAUGUUGAUGUGUACUUUAAAGAGUACCUGGGGACUAUUCCUUCUACUGACUUUCUUAGAUUUGACUUUCUUACUAUUAUGUAUCGGUUGUUUCAUUGAUAAUAAUAAUGUUAAGAUGGCAGGUGGUUAUUUCGGUAUCCUGUCCAGUUGUUGUGGUUGGUACUCCCUGUAUUGUUGUGUUGUUACAGAAGAUAAUUCAUAUUUCCAUUUCAAACCAACUAUGAUGCCUAAUGCUCCAGUUGUUUAG